AUGACGGGCCACGCUGACGCCGCCCCGGGUGCUGAGUCACCGGAUGCGGCCGAGCAGACUGCGGCUGCCCAGCCGCCAGACGAUGUGAACGACGUGUACGAUGCGCAGAAUGUGGGCGCCGAGCAGUGGACAGGUGUGAACCAGUGGCGAGACUCCAUCCGGAGUCAUUGGGAUGAUCAUGACCAACAGUCGUGGGGAGACGACUGGCAUGGUUGGCGGGAAGCCGACAACACCCCUGUCUGGGAUCGGCGUCAGAGUUGGGACGCUACCACCGCGGCGACUGUCGGCUACACGGACAGGUGGAGCCAAGGUGGAGAUGACCCUUGGUCAAACGGCCGGGACCCGUGGAGCGGAGCACCUCGCGAUCUUUGUCAAGGACGCGGCAACGGAUGGGAAGACCACCGAGGAGGUCCCUGGGCAGAUGGUAGAGCUAGCCGAGCUCCGGGGAGCGAUUCGGGAGAUAGAGGGUCUGGUUCAUGGAAUGGAAGCCACACAUAUGAUGACGGCGGCCUCGCUUGGGCAGGGUGGUCGCACUACGACAAUGGAGGUUUCCAGGGCGACUGGACCGAUCGCAGGAGCUUUUCGGGCAACGGCCGUGCUUCGGAGAAACUAGCGGUCCCGACCUUCACAGGUGAUGACUCCGACGACAUCGGCAACUCGGCCAGGAGCUACCUACGCCAGAUCGAGGCCUGGCGUCGUAUGACUUUGCUCCCGGCUUCGCAGCAAGGACUCGUCUUGUACCAGAGCCUGGGCGGGAAAGCGUGGAUUGCGGCUGAGGAGUUGUCAGUGCCUAGACUAGCCUCUGAGGGCGGGGUCGGAUACUUUGUGUCGUGGAUCAAUGCAAGGUUCCUUGACUUGGAGGUUGCACGGAUAGGCAAGGCGUUCUCAGACUUUUUCCGACGACUCAAGAGGAAACCCGGGCAAACGAUUAGAGAGUACAACUCAGAAUACGACCGCCUUCACGCUCGACUCAGGGAAGUGGGAUGCAAUAUUCCACAGGAGUGCGCAGCCUGGCUCUACAUCGACCGCCUUCAGUUAGAAGAACCGCAAGAACUGAACCUCCUCGCUAGUGUCGGCAAUGAGUACAACCUUCACCGUCUCCAACAAGCUGCAGUGCUACACGAUAGGGGCCAUCGUAAACCUUGGGAAUCUGGAAGGACCCGGAAGCCCUACACCGCGCACCUCACUGAGUCCCCGGACGGCGCUUCCGAUGAUGGCGAUGGUGACGGCAACGAGGACCUUGACCUGGAGGACGGCGUGCCUGAGGAUGUGGCGGUAGCGUUCGCGACCUACCAGAGCGCUAAGGACCGCUACAAAGAGCACGUCAAGGCGAGGGGCUACCAAGGCGACAAACCGAGCGCCCCGGCUAAGGAGGCACCGAGGAAGACCGAUCAGGCCAAGGAGGACAAGAUCAAGAUCAUGAAAGCGAGGUCGUUUUGUGGGAGCUGUGGAAAGAAGGGGCAUUGGCAUCGAGAUCCCGAAUGCCCUAACUUUGGGACGUCGGCACAAGGAGCUUCGCGGGCCGCCGUUAAGGAAGUCGGAGUAUGUCAUCACGUUCCGGCAGAAGUUUUCUCACUGAGGCACGACGGGCCUGCUCUUCUCGGGAUCACGGACACAGCGUGUGCCAAGGCGGUCACUGGGACGAUGUGGCUGCAGCAGUACAGCGACGCGCUCAAGGACAUCGGUGCUGUGCCUGAGUUGGUGCGCGAGUCCGAGUCGUUCCGUUUCGGGACUGGCAAGGUGCACCACUCUUCCUUCCACGUGGUCCUGCGCUUCUCCCUCGGCAACAGGAUUGUGGAGAUGAGGACUUCGGUGAUCAACGGGGACGUGCCCCUCCUUAUGUCGAAGCCUGCGCUGGCUCAGCUUGGCAUGGUCUACGAUGUGGCUGCCAAUCGCGCCGACUUUAACAGCGUCGGGCUUUCGGGAGUGGACUUGGUUACGACUUCGUCCGGGCAUCCAGCCAUCCCUAUAGUGCCGGCAAAGGCCUGCAAUGAGCUAGAAAGGCUUGUGAUCGGCGAGACCGUUUCCCAGAGCAGCUCGCAAUACAUGGCUUUCGCUUUGUCAGUGUUGGGUCGUGCGUCUGGUAGCUCGAGAACAACAGGCCCCGAGGACUCCACCACGAAGUCUACUACGCCACCUACACCAACCACUUCCACCACAAAGGCUCCUCCCUACAAGAUCUUCUACGAUAAGAAACUCAGUCCCGUCGUCAAGGAGUUGCUCACUCAGGAUCAGUUGCAAGGGGUGUCUUUUAUGAGUUGGUGGGAGAAGACCAAGAUCAAUUCGGAUUUCUGGUUGGAAGGGGAUUCCAUGUGGCAUCGCAUUCAUGUCGUUUCUGCUGUAGAUCUGGAAAGCCACUCGAAGUUGCAGUUGAUCAGUGGGCGCAUGGUGGAGGUGAUAGCUCUUUCCCGUUGUUGUGGGUCGGAAGAUCUUCUUUCGCGAAAGUGCGAGCUAGUGAAGCCCCCGCUCUCCCUGCAAGCCGGCUUGGAAAUGGCAUGCAAGCAGCCCGCGAUCUCCAAGAUGUCCAAGACGCAGUUGCUCGAGGAAUGCAACCGGUUGGGGCUGCUUGUGCACCGGAGCUGGACGUGCGAGGAGCUGAAGGCGACGAUCAUGGAGUUUCGCAUGAACGACCCAGCGACCCGGCAGGCCAAUGCGAUGAAGUCGGUUUCCGGGAUGACCCUGCCCGAGCUGCGCACCAAGGCGGACCAGCUCGGGGUGAUGUACAACUCGACGACUACAAAAGGGAACCUGAUCCGCCUCAUCAGGGAUGCGACCUCGACGCCGGGGACGGAGCUGAUGAAGAUAGGCAAGUACCGGGGCUACGAGUUCCAGGAGAUCCCCCGGCAAUAUGGCAUGUGGGCGGCGCGAGAAGUCAGGAUGAGUGCGAACCCCCACGUGGAACUCGUGCGCUACGCCAAAUGGUGGGAGGAGAAGGAGUACCACGAGAACUUCGGCCCUGGCGGGACGUUCGAGGAGACGGCGACGGUGCCCUACCCCUUGGACAAUGCGAGCCAGGCGGCCUCUACGGGAAGCACAGAGUGGGACGUGGUCACGGAGAGGCGAGGGCGGAUGACUCGCGACCUACCGAUCGCACCGCGGCUUUCAAAGCGAGAGGCACCUGCGAUCCCCGAGGAGGCGAUGGACUCGGAGCUGGACUCGGCGACGGUGGAGGAGAUCCAAGCACUCGAGACGAGGCUGGCGGUGCUCAAGCAAAAGGCAAAGGCAGCGGCGACCCCGAUGAAGAAGAUUGUGGGGACACGACAUGCCACCACGAGCACUACGACGUCACCUACUCGCCGGAACGAGGAGGUGACGAACGGAGGAGCCUUACAGUAUGAGUCCGGAGGCAACCAUUUUGGGAAUAAGACCACCGGAACAAGGCGGCACGAUGGGUGUUGCGAUUUCUUCCACGACGAAGUCCUGCACGGCGCUUUUCUCACCAAUGAAGACUUCGAGCGACCAAGCACCCUGGACAGCGUCAACUACAAGUGCGAGCCCGCCAAGGACGCCGCCGAGGACCAGUUCACCGUGGCUUAUGACCUUAACGACUACAACCCAGCCACCCUUCAGCGACUCCUAGAAGGCCUCCAAAUGGACUCGGUCAAGGCUUGCCGAGACACCGUGUUCGGAGGCAAAACCGGCGACCCCGUUCAGUACUUCACCUACGGACUCUUCUCUCAUGGGGGUGUGGUCGGACUGACGAAAAGGACCCGCGAGCAGGACAAUGUCGUCAGGUAUCUCAACGGCUACGCGAAGUACCACCUCGGCGCCGACGCUACAUGGACCUCUGUGAGUUUGUCCCGAGAUGUCAAAACCGAGGUACAUCACGAUUACCACAACCUGAAGGGCACGACCAACUUUACUACGAGCUUGGGACAAGAGAGCGGCGGUGGACUAUGGAUCGAGGAGAAGGGGCUCACCGAGGACACUCUCUCAAAGGAAACCAAGUGGAGGCAAACCGGCACUGGGCAGUGGCUACCUGGACGCGUUCACAACACCCACAACAAGCUCCUCGAGUUCGAUCCGUUCCUCAAGCACGGGUCGGAGCCAUGGAGCGGGACAAGAUGGUCGCUCACCUACCACACCACCCGCAACAUCUACAAGGCGAGCGCUGGGAUGAAGAAGUUCCUCAAGGGAUGUGGUUUUCCCCUACCAAGAGGGCAAGAACCUGGGAGACAGGAUCACCGCGAGAAAAGGAAACCACGGGCCAGCGUGAGAAGGGCGAUCUUCAACAAUGCAGCAAAGAUCGGCGUGAUGUUGGCGACGCUGGUUUCAGCGGCAGGAAGCUACAUGGCGGAGCACGUCUACCCCGCGGUCGAAGCGAACCCCAUCGUGAUCUUCGAGAUCGGCGGAGUGGAGGCGACGCACGAAGCGGCCGCCAUCGGCAAGGACGUAUUCGAGCCCAUGACCUGGGAAAGGUACCGGUCACCAGAAGGAAAGGAGAGCGCGCACCACAUCGUCAAUGGAGGCGGGCCACGAGAACUCCGCAUCAACCUCGAAGGGAAGUACCAAGAGUGCGACGAAGCCCUGUUGGCCUUGAUCGACCAGCAAGUCGACGACGGUGGGACUGUGGUCGUGACCGGGCACUGCGAAGACAGUCUGGUUCCAUGCCUACGCGGAGAAGACCUACGGGGAGUUCGUCAACACGCUAGCGAGGAAAACGACAAGGUCUUCUUUGUCCUCUUCAAGAAAAAGGAGGAAACAGAAGCAGUACAAUGCGGGGACAGGAUCCAUGAGGUGAGAAUGGUCACCAAGGCGAAGGCCGGCGAGGAGAAGAGUGAGAUGCCUAUGGGGGCAACUGGGAUAUCGUUCGGCAAGGACACCCCGCGGAAUGUUGCCACCGCCCUGCGGAGACUUCACCAGAACCUCGGACAUCCUCGGCAGGAGGACUUAAUCCGCCACCUCAGGCUUGCCGGGUGCGAUCCUACGAUCCUGAAGGCCGCAAGAUCAAUGAAAUGUCAAGUAUGCCAGGCGAACGCCGCCCCGAAGAUUGCCCGACCGAGCACCAUUCCACCAAUGGCCGACUUCAACGACACCCUCGGCCUCGACCUGUUCUUCUGCCACGACACGGACGACGUGAAGCACGCCUUCCUCUCAGUCGUUGACUACGGCACCACCUACCACCUGGCGAUCAAAGUUGACGGGCAAUCCGCCGAGGAUAUCGAAGCGAAGUUCAACGAUGUGUGGCUGAUUCCUUUCGGCCCGCCGAAGGCCGUUGUCAUAGACCUUGAAGGAGGAUUGCAAGGAGCUCUGGGCAGGCUUUGUGAUUGGCACGGCAUCGGAGUUCGGAGCGUAGCGGCCCAGAGCCAUUGGCAAGCAGGUGUAGUGGAACGACAGCAAGCGUGGUGGAAACACGUAUGGGACAAGGUCAGCUACCAGCUCAGCAUCACCGAGGACGAAGUCGAGCUCGUCGUCCCAGUGAUCAAUGCCGCCAAGAACGACCUCCGGAGACGAUGCGGGUACAGUCCCUCACAGUGGGUCUUCGGAAAGGCCCCUCGAGUUCCGGAGGACCUCCAGGACCCGGAUGGUGGAGCCCACGUCCUCUGGGAUGUCAGCGAGGACGCCAAGUACCAGAGACAGUCGGCGAUGAGGGCGGCGGCCAGGGUUGCGUUCCACGAGAGUCAAACUGAUGGCCGUCUACGUAAAGCCCUUCUUCAAAGGACACGGGUGGCCUCUCGACCACUCGACGUCGGAGAAAGUGUGCACUACUGGCACAAGCCCAAGAACCGAAGGAGGGGAUGUUGGACUGGGCCGGCGGUCAUCGUCGGCAAGGAGGGCGGCAACUACUGGCUAUCAAAAGGGGGAAGGUGUAGGCUCACUUCCGCUGAACAUAUUCGCCCAACCACCGCCGAAGAAGUCGGGGCUCUCCUUGCUAUGAAAGGUACGCAGCGAGAAGUUGAGCGCCUACUAGAUCAAGACCCUGACGCCGACGAGGUCUACGAAGGAGAGGACGACAUGGACUACCUCGACGAGAUCCUUGAGGGCGAGAUGAGCUGGGAUGAGGACGACGCUUUGGAGCCCAUCGCCCCAGAGCCUGGCGACAACGAUGACGACAUCAUCCUGGAGCCGUUGCAGGAAACCCAAGGCCAACGUCUACCCGAGCCCAGGAGAAGGUUGAAGCGCAAGACCGCGGCCACCGACCUGAACCCAGACCGGCACGAGGCGAUGAUGCUGAAGACGCAGCUUACUACGAGGGGACUGGAGAAGCGGAAAGAGAAGGAGCUCAAAUGGUCGGAGAUUCCCGCCGAAGUCCACGACAAGUUCCGAGAUGCAGAACGACUACAAUGGGAAGAGCACCUCUCCUUUGACGCCCUUGAACCCCUCGGCACAGAGGAAAGCGAACGAGUCCGCCGGGAAGUCCCGGCAGAUCGUAUUCUACGAUGCAGGUGGGCCUACAAGGACAAGAACUGGUCGCGACGACGUGAAGGCGAAGACCUACCGUGGAAGUGCAAGUCGAGACUGGUGAUAGCGGGCCACACCGACCCGGACUUGGGCAACGAGGACAUGAAGUUGAGUACGGACGCCCCCACUUUGUCUAGGAGCGGGCUUACGUGUAUGCUGCAGCGAACGGCAGAUGGACUACAGGAAAGCGAUCCUUGGACGUUGGCAGCAGGCGACAUCCGGUGUGCAUUUCUCACCGGAAGCUACCUGGACCGCGAGCUGUACAUGCAUCAGCCAAAGACCGGGUUUCCCGGCAUGGUUCCGGGACAAUUGGUGAGGAUCAAAAAGAAUGUGUUCGGCCUCGCUACGAGCCCCCAUACUUGGUGGCAGGACCUACAGGCCGGGAUCUUCGACAUAGAGCUCGAGUUGCCCUACCUCGACGGCAAGGCCACCUACAAGUUCGACCAGUCCCCGAUGGACCCGUGCAUCUUUAUGCUCCGCCGUUGGGAAAACGGCGACUUCUACGACGAGCCCGUGGCAUUCCUGGGAUGCCAUGUCGACGACCUGCUCAUUGCUGCUCCUCGGCGACUACAGGAACUGGUGCAGCAAGCACUGGCGACGAAGUUCGAGAUACAGACCUGGGAAGUCGACAAGUUUGAGUUCCUAGGUUCACAGAUCUCCGUCGAAAGCGACAAGGUGACGAUGACACAGGAGAAGUACGCCGAGACCAGGCUCUUCACCCUCGAGAUCCCCGCGGGACUGGACGAAGGUGAACCUGCGCCCCCAGACCUGGUGAGCGAUAACCGAAGCCUGAUCGGUGCCCUCUCGUGGAUGAGCGCUCAGACCCGUCCGGAUCUGAACUGCGCCGUCAGCAUGGCGCAACAGUUGCAAAAGUCGCCAACUUGUGGCGACCUGAAGUUCACCAACGGCAUUGCUGCCAAAGCCUACCAGUUCAGGACUCAUGGGUUGGAGUUCCGGGCGAUACCCGCCGGAAGGCUCAUGGUCAUCGUCUACCACGACGCAGCAUGGGCCAACGUACCGGAGCCGGACCCCGAUGAGAACUACUACGUCCUGACCGAAGCCGAGAACGACAUGGGUGUUCAGAAAGAAGGGCCGUAUUCGGCCGGAGCGCAGCGGAAGGCAAAGAAAGGGAACUCAAGGGUGGCCUCCCAACUGGGCAUCCUGGUGACUUUCGCUGACCGCAUGGCGCUGUCCGGACAAGCAGGAGUCUGCAACGUGGCAGACUGGAGGUCACGUGCCGGGCAGAGAGUCUGCCGAAGCACAUUCGGGGCAGAGACGCAAGCCUGCGCGGAGGGGCUCGAGACCGGACAGUACCUCAGGUCUAUGUAUGAGUCCUUGACCAAAGGAAAGUUGGUGACGGUCGAGGCGGCCCAGCUCCCUAUCCUCUGCUUGAGCGACUGCCGAUCCCUGUACGACCACCUCAAUAGGCAGGGAAUACCGAGAGUACCAAGCGAUAAGCGCUUGGCAGUCGACUUAGCAGCUCUACGCCAAGGACUGAAAGCCGAGAGGUGGGGCGAAAACCUCCCCAUAGCCUGGAUACCCGGGCUCCUUCAAAGAGGGGACAUUUUGACCAAGCCACAGAACCCAUCCGAUUGGUGGGAAGCGAUGGCGACUUUGCUUUUAUUGCCCCUUUCGAUCGGGCAAGAAGGGGCCGAUCCGAAGGCAUUCUGGCGCAAAGAGGAAAACACGUUCGAGAACGUGCAGGCCGGUUCGGGAGGGCAGUGCAUUAGGCCCCUAGGGUAG
Molecule: messenger RNA, 8145 nt
Organism: Symbiodinium sp. CCMP2592
Lineage: Eukaryota; Dinophyceae; Suessiales; Symbiodiniaceae
Source: the annotation of a GenBank genome assembly